AUGACGGACCCUCUGCCAGAUGCCGCCGCCGCCAAUGGUUUGUCCUCAAACGCGACAGAUAAGUCACGGCGGUACAAGUGCAAAUAUAUUCUAAAAGCACACGCUAAACCAGUCACUGCGGCCAAAUUCUCGCCCAAUGGCAAGUACAUUGCAACAUGUUCUGCAGACGCCAGCAUCCGAAUUUGGGACGCGUACAGCGGGCAACACAUUGCAGCCUUCGAAGGCCAUAUUCAAGGAAUAUCAGACAUUGCCUGGUCUCCCGAUUCUUUAUAUUUAGCAUCUGUUUCAGAUGACAAAACUGUGCGGGUCUGGGAGGUAUCGAAAGAUGCUGGGCUCCUUCCGGAACCUGGAUCUGGAAUGCAAGCGGCGCGAAUUCUACGCGUUAUGCGCGGACAUACACAUCACAUCAACUCCGUGGACUACAACUUUAAAGGAAACUUGCUUGUUUCUGGAAGCGCAGACGAAAAUCUGCGCAUUUGGGAUGUGCGGCAUUCGCGGUGUUUGCGUACGCUGGCUGCGCAUAGCGACCCGGUUACAACGGUUUGUUUUUCAUCGGACGGUACCAUCAUCGCAUCAGCAAGUCAGGACGGCUUGAUUCGGUUAUGGGAUACACGUACGGGCCACUGUUUGAAAACAUUAGUUGGUAAAACCAAUGUUCCUGUCAUGUACUUGCGAUUUUCACCAAACUCAAAGUUCUUGCUGGCAAGCACCAUGGAUGCAACACUACGAUUAUGGGACUACAUGCGAGACAAGGUGGUCAAGACAUACAAGGCAGAAGAUUUAGAUGAGCAUAGGUAUUCAAGUUCCAGCAUAUUUAUUCCACAUGAUCGACCACUCAUUGCACAGGGAAUGGGACUCAAUUCGAUUACUGUUUGGGAUCUCCAAGACCGUAUUGUUGUGGAAACACUUAAAGGCCAUACUGAUGUAGUUCUUGGACUAGAUAUACACCCGACAGAGAAUCUUCUUGUUUCUUCCAGCAAAGAUGGGACGUGCCGGUUAUGGCAAGGCUUAUAA
Messenger RNA from Magnusiomyces paraingens, 1014 nucleotides. RefSeq lists its product as uncharacterized. The transcript has a single exon. NCBI's taxonomy places the organism in Eukaryota, Fungi, Ascomycota, Dipodascomycetes, Dipodascales, Dipodascaceae. The record is from RefSeq and is a predicted model, not a curated record. The coding region runs from base 1 to 1014 and encodes 337 amino acids. Gene Ontology annotation, molecular function: protein binding.